Molecule: messenger RNA, 288 nt
Organism: Sparassis crispa
Lineage: Eukaryota; Fungi; Basidiomycota; Agaricomycetes; Polyporales; Sparassidaceae
Exons: 4
Coding region: 1-288 (95 amino acids)
Source: RefSeq, a predicted model, not a curated record
AUGUCGGAAACUACAGCAGCUUCGAUUGAGAUCAACGACGCCCUGUUUUGCCCUCACUUCAAGGAAGUGUGUGCCGAGUGCAGCUUUGAUGGCAGGGAGGAGAAUGAUACUUUUUUUGGGUUCGACCCCAUCGACCGUGAAGGCAUCGAGGCUCCUGCUUCCAGCGUCAACAAGGAGGGCCAGUACCAGUGCAAGAAGCAUGGUUCUGCAGCUUGUAACCAGUGUUAUGGAUGGAAGAAGCAGAUCACACGCGCCAGAACCGCUGCGAAGAAGGCAGGCAAGAAGUAG